Molecule: messenger RNA, 5982 nt
Organism: Malaya genurostris
Lineage: Eukaryota; Metazoa; Arthropoda; Insecta; Diptera; Culicidae
Product: probable serine/threonine-protein kinase yakA
Exons: 11
Coding region: 895-4512 (1205 amino acids)
Cellular component (GO): plasma membrane
Molecular function (GO): GTPase activity; GTP binding; calcium channel regulator activity
Source: RefSeq, a predicted model, not a curated record
UAGUUGCUCGGGUGUGGAUGAAUCGGGACCGGGUAUUUUAAGGACGCGCGUUCAAUCGGUUUAAGUGACAAUUCGGUUUGAUUAGAAGAAUUUUUCUUCUGACGAGGAGUAGAGUGGAGUAAUUUUUUUGCAUGUAUUAGAACUUGCGGUUGUGUAAAGGGUAGUGAAGAAGAAAAAAUCUAAUCAUUCUAACAUCAAUGAAGAGUUUACUUCCGCACCGGUGUACCGUUAGGGUAUAUUCUAUGUAAGUGUCUGUGUUUUUGUGUUUGCCUAUCCUAGGACUGUGUUGUGUGCAAAUUGUGAGCCUGGUGGCGUAGGGUCCACUCGGUUCAUGGCCUAAAUUUAGGCUAACAUGCCACGAUGCAUAGCUGAAAUAGAUGGAAUAAUUCGUGUUUGUUAGUUCGGUGAUUAUACCGUCGAGGCAUGCGUCGGCCGGCGCUUUUGUGUCCUAUUUGAAGUGAAUUUGUGUGGGUGUUUAGUGAGUUCGAGUGUUGUCGGUCCCUCCGUAGACAGGAUUACAACUAAUUUCAUUUGAUCCUAUCUGAUUUCGAACGACCUACGGUUCGGCGAGCGAUAGUGUAAUUGGUUCUGCAACCGGACGGAUAUUUUCUCACUCGAUCAGAAAAGAUUUACAGACCCUGUCUGCAGAUAUUUCAAAUUUUUACCUGGCAUCUCUGCUUCCAACUCAUUUUGACGAUGACGGAGGUUGACUGUGACGGUAGUAGACGGACCGUCUGAAUCGUGCUGUACUGUGUUUGAUUAUCUAUCUACGCUUUGCAAGUCUUUCAAGCUCAAUCCUAUCAUGAGAAGUGCACUGAUGACUUGGCUAGCAACAGCUACAGCAUCGGCUGGCAGAUAAUAGUGUCCUAAAGUCAACAUCAACCGGCACUGGAGAUGACCAUCAUGGAUGGUAGCGGUAACAGAUUAGACGUUAGACAACAACAACAACAACAACAAUCGCAGCAUCAGCAGCAGCAACAGCAACAGCAAAGUCAACAAAAACCACCGGAACCGUUUCAGCGAACUAAGUACCAGAAGCAACACCAUCACCAGCAACAGCAUCAGGGACAGACUAAUCAGUUUGGCACUACCGGGAACACUUCCGGUAAGGAUGGAAUGGUUUCCAGUUCCGGUGUCGUUGCCACUGUCACCGCCGGGACUGCCGCGGGACAAUUUCCGGCAUCGUUUCCCGACAGCUUCAAGGACUUUUUCGCCAUGCUCAACGAGGAGGACGAUCAUGUCGACUUGUUCUCCAACAUACUAGAGGAUAAGGACAUCCCUCGUGGUGCCAAGUGCCGCUACAACCGAACUUCCAAUGCAGCCGGAACGGCAGUAGAUAACGGUUCCGGACGCUCCGGGUACUCCGCAACAGUCACGCCACAUUCCGUUACUGCCCACGGUGGCAAUCGUUCCUUCGGGGCCGGCUUCGGACCACCCAACAACAACUUCGGACGGUCGAGUUCGUUCCGGAUGCACCGGAGUAAGCCAUCGUACGCGGGUGUAACCGAGCAGCAGCAACAUACACCGUCCGGAGGUUAUCAUCCUUCGAAUCAGCAGCUGCUGAUUAAAAAUAUUCGCAACCAACUGGGUGGCUCCGGGGUGAUUGCCGGAACGGGGACAUGUGGUGAGAACGAAGAUGAUAGAACAAUGAAGAAUUUGAAUUUGAUCAAAAGUGCAAUAGUGGACAAAUCGCCGUCUUCCUCGGCCCUAGGCGGUGGCCUUACGGUGACGGGAUUUCCCGGACCGGCAUCGAUUAAUCGGUCCAAAUCCAACUCGAAAAUCGACGAUCGGUCGCCUAAUUCCUAUGAAAUGAAAAGUUUCGAGUAUGCUCCUGGAGGCGGCAGUGGAGCCCCGGGAAGUGGUCGGAAUUAUAAGAUUAGCGAGAACAGCGACGAAGUCGAAGAAGAUGCCAUAAGUUCGAGCGGCAGCACUAAAAACCUCACGUCAAAGUUGACAAAAACAACCACCUCCUACUGCUUCAUGCGCCAUCAUCAACAGCAGCAGCAACAACAACAGGAACAACAGCAGCAACAAUUGCAACAACCCACGACAAAGCCUCCGCACCACGCUAGAAACAACUCCCUUCGGGUGCAUCGUUCGAAUGCAUCAUCCUCCAUCUCACCGUCGGCCUCUAUCCUGUCGGCAUUCAGUCAAGGUGUCAACAAAUCCACCAUCGGUGGGUCCUGUGUUUCCUUCUCGUCCACUCCGGGAGCCACCGGAUUCGGUACAGCGAAUUGUCUAACCGGGAAUUGUCUACCGUUGGCCAGCUGCAGUUGCUGUCCCAGCAAGGAAUUUAUGCAACAUCAAAAAUCACCCGUGUUUAGCCGACAGCGUUCGUCAUCGAUUAGUGUUGCUCGGCCCACACCCGAUCUGUACCGGUUUCUGAAGGCGGAAGUUCCAGUGCAGCAACCGCUGUCACCGGGUUCCAGAUUCGAAUCGCGGGAAAAAUUUUCCGCACUGACUGCCAGCAUCACCGGGGCCAAUCUGGCGUCGUCGACUUCGACCCUGUCGACGCUGGUGGAAAGCAUAAGUGGUGUUAGCAACAGCGCAGUAGGCGCCUCUGCAGUAAUCAACAAUACCCAAACGACGCACAAGUCAUCGGCGAUCGAUGAAUGCGUCGGAAUGAUGGCCGACGGAACUGGGGGCAGUAUCAAUAGCAACAAUAACAAUAACAACAAUAGCAAACAGCAGCUAAAUUUCAACCUUGGCACAAUUACUAAAGAUACGACGACGACGACUGCCCCGGGAAGUGGUAAUUUGUCUUCGUCACCGUCGGCCUAUCGGCUGAAAUAUGGUGGCGGCGGCGGCGGUGGUGGUGGAUACGGCAGUGGAGAAGCACCGCCAACAUUGGGCUCCGCUAGAUCGGACAGUCGCUUUCAGAAUGGAGAGAACGACGUCAAUUUCAACAAUCAGCACCACCCAGCGGCCGCAGCGCAUCGAACGGUGAGCAUCAGUACCACGGCAAUCGUGUGUGGCGGUCGGGAUGGCAGCCGAACCCCGGCACUGCCCGGUGUCCCGGGACCGGAUGAUGCCAAGCAGCAGCGAAUGCGAACGUCCAGCAUGCCGGUGGAAAACCGGAAGCCUCGGUUGGCGGAUACCCGACGUUCGGCCAUCCACUGUGCCGAUGUGGACAUGGAAUACUAUCGGCUACGAAGUUUCAGUAUCACGUCUCACGGAAUCUGCAAUCUGGGUGAUUCGAUGAGAAGUCGCCGUUCGCGAUCAAUCAAUUCGGUCACUUCGGCCAGUUCCGGCGGUAAGGAUCGAAAAGAGAGUGGUGCAUCGCAGAAACACGACACCCACAUGGAAUCGGCCGACGGAAGCGGGGACAAUUUGUCCGCUGUCAAGGAGAAAGACAAUGCGUACAAGGUGGCAAUGCUCGGUGCAUCCGGUGUCGGUAAAACAGCCCUCACCUACCAGUUUACGACUUCGGAAUACAUCUGUGCGUACGAUUUGAGCUUGGAUGACGACUACGGGCAGAAGACAGUGUCCGUGCUGUUGGACGGUCAAGAGACGGAUCUGGAAAUCAUAGACCACCCAGCGUGUGAGAUGUCGGAGGAAGCCUUCUGUUCCACGUACCAAAUCGACAUUUUCGUGGUGGUUUAUUCGGUGGUAGAUCGAGGAUCAUUCAAAAAAGCCGAGAAAAUCCUAAACUUUUUGAAAGAUUCCGAAAUGCUGCUGACUCGUGGUGUGAUUUUGGUCGGCAACAAAACUGAUCUAGAGAGGCAGCGUGAGGUGCCCUGCCAAGUAGCGCGUCGCUUGGCGAAGGAAAUCGGUGCCAAGUUCAUUGAAACGUCCAGCGGGAUGGAUUACAAUGUUGACGAACUGCUGGUAGGAAUUGUCGCUCAGGUUAAGCUGAAUCCCCAGCGUAUCAAUCGAUUAACCGAUAAGCAACGGAACAGCAUAGCAGGGUCAGUUGUUCCACAACCGAAAACUGCGAUCAGGGGUCGCAAAACGGCGAUGUCAAUGCGGGAACUAAGCGGCAAAGAUGCCGCUAGUCGGAUACGUCGAAUCGUACGUCGCAGUAGCAUCGGAAAAUUCGGUUCCGAGGAAGAUGACGACUACAAUGUGGACGACAAACGACUGCGGAAGAAAAACCACGACUAUCGGUGCGAGGACGAUGUUGAAAGUGACGACGAACGGUCGACGGACAACGAAACAAACCUGUUGAGGCGAAAGCGUUUUGAUCUUCCAAGCAUUUCGACACAGACGGUUAGCGGUGCGUUCGGCAGUGGUAGGACUUUGAAACGACUGUCUCGUGAUCAGCAGCAGCACGAUACAGACAUGCAACAGCAGCAACAACAACAACCGGAUAUUCGUCGCUCUCCACAGCCGGGAGUCAAGCGGUUUAACUAUAUCGACGAAAAGUCUGCGGGCGCCGGAGGCUCAUCCUCCGGCUCAAACAAGUUCGCUAACCGUACCAAGCUGUUGCUGAAUUCGUUUUUAAAAUUUAAACGGAACCUGCGUGUCAAGCGUCGCAGUUCCGGUAGUUGUAGUGAUUUGUUUGUAAUUUAGGAUGCGUUGGAGCAAUAUUACUAUUGUUGUUGUUAUACAUAAUUGGUGUAUUCUGUACACACGAACAUACACACACACACAAACGCACACCAGUGCACAUCUUGUCAUGAAAUGGGAUCAAAUCAAACGGUUUUACACCAAGCGGCAUAAUAAAACACAACGAAAGCAUGCGGCUACUAGUGGAGUGAUGCCAGAACGCGUAUUUACUGCUAAUGAUAGUAGGCUUUGAAUCUCUAGCGGAAGAGCAUUUUACGAGAAACAAUACCAUGGUAACCUGUAGAAUUAUGUUCGCCAAUUGUGACAAAAGUUCUUUUGAAAGGUAGUUGAAGAAUGUGUUUUUGGUAGUAUUUUAGUUGUACCAAUUGUAUAAAACCAAUAAGCUAAUAUUUAAAUGGUAAGUAAGGAGUCCAAACAACAAAACGGCGUAAACCAAAAAAUCAAACGUUAUGUCAAAACAGAUAAAUCAGGCACGUUUUAAUGUUUUUACUGACUUUUAUCGGACAACAAUAACUGCUGUCGAGUUUUUGCUAAAACCCAAUAACAACUAAAAUAUUACAAAACUAAUAUUGUUGACCAAAUAUGUGACAUGAUUGAUCAAGGAACUUGUAUCAGUAUGACGAACAAGUGAAAUAUAGGAUAAUGUCAAUAAUUAAUGUAAGCAAACAAGAGCACUACAAUCCCACCUCUUUUUUUGCGAGCAAUGUAAAAUGUCUGUUCCUAAUAUUUGAAUAAAAAUUCGAAACUAAACGGUUUAAAACAUCGCGGACAGAUUGAUACAGUCUAAAUAGAUACGACCAUAGCCAACAUGGUUUUAGUAAACUCCAAUUAACGUCAGCUUCAAUGCCAGAAAAUGAAUCUAAUAAAGCUACUUGUUUUGAUUUUUUUUAGCGAUCGAGUGACUGAAUACUAAACGAGAUAUAAUUCUCCGAUCAUCUGCUACUGUUUUGAACAAAAACUAACUAUAAGAGUGGAAUUUACCGCUUGAUCCUAAUAUAAAUUGAUAGAAUUUAUAGAAUCUGUCCGCGAGGAAAUCUGCGAAGAAAAAUACUAUCCGCGCACGAAUUGAAAUGUGUCAAAGUCUUCCACUAUGCCCUUGACGUAUGCGUGGGAUAGUCAAUCGAAAGUUUACUGUGGAAGCUAAACCAGAACCAAUGCACCAAGAGAUAGUGAGAAAGAGAGACAGAGAGAAAGAAAAAACAACAAACUGAAAUCAGAAUCCUAUCGCAUAUCGAUCUCUCAUCUACAUAUCCAAAUUUAUUUCUGUCAUAUGUACUUUAAACCGAAUGAAUUUCCAACUUUCGACUUGUCAUUGUUCUAUCCCUAUCCUUAUUGAAAAAAUUUCCUUCGGAAAGAUCCAGAAUAAUCAAAAGAAGCAGCAGCCAUGAUAUCAUUUGAAAACGGAUACCACAUAAGUGAAUAAUAAUAAAUCAAAAAUCAAAUCUAGAUCGCGCCAUGAAGAGCUAAUUGAAA